Messenger RNA from Tribolium castaneum (red flour beetle), 1013 nucleotides. Its product is annotated as ATP synthase lipid-binding protein, mitochondrial. Gene Ontology annotation, molecular function: proton transmembrane transporter activity. Bases 184 to 606 code for a protein of 140 amino acids. The record is from RefSeq and is a predicted model, not a curated record. NCBI's taxonomy places the organism in Eukaryota, Metazoa, Arthropoda, Insecta, Coleoptera, Tenebrionidae. Gene Ontology annotation, biological process: proton motive force-driven ATP synthesis; proton transmembrane transport. The transcript has 4 exons.
CGGUCCGGAGUCAACCCAGCACGCACCCGCAGCCAUUACGAUUGCGCCGUUGCAUUUCUGCCCGGUCUGUCACUCCGAAGUACACAUUCCAAGUGCUGGGUCACCUCCUCCCGACACUGUGCCGUGGUGAGUCGCCGUUAAGUUGUUAAGUGUAUUCCAACCGACUAAAUUUAAUUAAAUAAAAUGUUCGCCUGCGCUAGAUUGAUCGCCCCCGCCGCCAGGAGCGCCCUUAUUUCAAACUCUAAAGUAUACUUAAGGCCAUUGAGCACCGCCCUCAGCCAAAACCCAUCAUUAGUCCAGAGUCCUGUCGUUCAGCAACACAAACAAGCCACACUUCUCCCAGCAGUGAGGAGUUUCCAGACCACCCCAGUGUCCAGGGACAUCGAUUCAGCUGCUAAAUUUAUUGGUGCAGGCGCUGCCACAGUAGGAGUAGCUGGAUCAGGAGCUGGGAUUGGAACAGUGUUCGGUUCCCUUAUCAUCGGCUAUGCCAGAAACCCCAGCCUCAAACAGCAACUUUUCUCAUACGCUAUUUUGGGUUUUGCCCUGUCUGAAGCUAUGGGUCUCUUCUGUCUUAUGAUGGCGUUCUUGUUAUUGUUCGCCUUCUAAAACACUGCCAAGGGAGCAAAGAGAUUUUACCAUCAAUUCCAAAACGUUGCAUCAACAUCAUGUAACUUCACACGUUUUAAAUUCAUUCAAGCAAUAGGACAUUUUUUUAUGUAGAUUACUCUUAUUAAAUGUAUGGCGGACACGUCAUUUCUUGCACUGGAUCCAGUGACUUUGGGCUUACGCAUUAUGGGUUCCUCAUAUGUUUAAUAGAGUCUGUUGAUCCAUAUGUCAUGUAAUCUAAGUAAAAGUGGCACUAUUGCAUAUUGUACAGCGUUAGAAAUUAAUAAAUAACUCCUUAGUUGCGAUUUUUGUCAAUUAAGGCUAUAUUGGUUCUUUUUUUAAAACGACCUUGUCCUUACAGUCAGUACUAUGUUAUUAAGUUAUUUAAAAAUAAAUUGUUUCCAUUA